UAUAGGUUCAGGCCUGGUUGGGUCUGUAAUAACGCACAAGGACAAAGUCACCUAACCGGCUAUUGUUAAGCAAGACACACAUACACACAUAUUGUCCCCCGAAAAAGGACAAGGACAUCAUAAUGCCCCGGUCACCGAGGACGAGUCGUGAAAAGGCCGAGCAGAAGCAGAAGGCAGAGAACGCGUUGAAGUGCGGGACCGAUUCCGAAAGGACCAACAGACUGGAGAACAUGCCGCGCGAAAUGGACUCCUUCUGGGUCACCGAUACCGAUGCAUCCAAUUGCAUGCUCAAAGGUCAAGUGAUGCUACGCACCGACAAGGCCAACAAGGGACUCGGCUUUACGUUCGACGAAAGGCGGGUGCUCUCCAUCCACGGAUUGCUUCCGGCGUCAGUUAGAACCAUUGACACUCAGGUGACCUGCUGCCAGAUGGUCGUGGCCGCCAUGUCCAGCCCCUUGCAGAGAUAUACAUACCUGAUAACCUUGUCGCAAACGAACAGCUGGCUCUUCUACCGUUUUCUGCUGAGCAAUAUCGAACUCUACAUGCCCAUGAUAGAUGCCUCCAGCUAUCCGCAUUUGCUCGAGUACCACAAGAUGCUGUUUUCGUUUGGCAAGGUCUUGUACAUCACCAUUAAGGAUAUGGGACAUAUGCACCAGGUGCUGAGCAAUUGGCCAGUAAAGUACGUCCGCUACCUGGUGGUGAGCAAUGGAGCUUCUGUCCAGAGUCUCGGGGACUUGGGUGUCAAUCAGAUGCCCGCCCUGACCUCCGUAAUGCAUCAGAAUGUUGUCUACAGCGGCAUUCAUCCGAAAUUCUGUCUCUGUGUGGUGCUGGAUGUGGGCACAAACAAUGAAGAACUCCUAAACGAUCGGUUCUAUAUGGGUCUUAAGGAGCGCCGGCCGUCGAACGAACUGUACGAGAAGUUCUUUGAGGAGUUCACCCUGGCUGUUAUCCGGAAGUACGGCACACAUGCCUUGAUCCUAUGCCAGGACUUCGAGGCCCAGAAAGCCAAGAGGCAGCUGGAGAUGUAUCGGGAGCGCCAGUGCAUCGUGGAUGUGGACUUCCAGUGUAUAGCCGCGUGCGCUCUCUCUGGGGUAAUCGCGUGCAAUAAUGCCGUGAAGAGGGUGCUCUUCUCGACGAAUAUGAUUCUGUUUUACGGGGCUGAUCCCACGAAUGUGGGCAUGGCCCGAUUGUGCAUUGCCUAUCUGAAGAGGGAGGGCCUCAACGAGGUCAGCGCCAGGCAGAGGAUAUGGUUCUGCGAUGCCCAAGGACUGAUUGUGAUCGGCAGAGAAGGCAUACCCGAGGAGCUGCUGGAAUUCGCCAAUUACCACGAACCCAUUUUGACUUUGGUGGAGGCCAUUCAGCAGUUGAAGCCGAAUGUCCUGGUCGGUGGAUGCUCCCAGGCAAAUGUCUUUACACCCGACGUCCUCCGGGCUAUGGAGCAGAGUGCCGAGCAGCCCAUAAUCUUCGCCCUGUCGAGACCCGCCAGUCUGGCUGAAUGCACCGCCGAUGCAGCCUUUGCGUACACAAAGGGGCGCUGUGUCUUCAUCUCCGGGUCGAAGUUGCCUCCCAUCAAGUACGCCAACAAGAUGUAUCAGCCGGGUUACUGCAGCAGCCACAUCUUACUGCCUGGCCUAACUAUGGGCGUAAUGCUGGCCGGCUUCACCACCGUUCCGGACGAGACCUUCUGCGUGGCCGCGGAGCGAUUGGCCCAUAUGGUUUGGCCGAAAGACUUGGCCAUGCGGAACGUCUUCCCGCCGAUGAGAAAGAUUCAGUGCAUCAGCCUGCAUAUGGCUGAGGCUGUCUUCACCUACGCCUUCCGCCGGGGCCUGGCAACGCUGUGGCCGCGACCGGAGAAUCCUUUAGAGUACAUCAAGUCGAAGAUGUACGAAUCCAACUAUAAUCUGCACACCAGGGAAAUCUACUGCAUGCAGGACCGGAAGAUUGCUACCACGGAGUCCCAAAAUUUCUACCAGCUUAACAUUUAGAACCUGUAAUUGUGUCUAGAGCAUUAUUAAAGGCAGCAAAGGACA
Molecule: messenger RNA, 2030 nt
Organism: Drosophila kikkawai
Lineage: Eukaryota; Metazoa; Arthropoda; Insecta; Diptera; Drosophilidae
Product: NADP-dependent malic enzyme
Biological process (GO): pyruvate metabolic process; malate metabolic process
Cellular component (GO): mitochondrion
Molecular function (GO): malate dehydrogenase (decarboxylating) (NADP+) activity; NAD binding
Source: RefSeq, a predicted model, not a curated record